CAUCCUGCAGUAGAGGGGAUGGGAAUGAGAGAGAGCGCAAGAGCGAGGAAGCCGGGCCGGGGAGCAAACGACGAGCCACUGCAAGCCCCCCCACCUCAGCCACCCAGGUUGGGGUCUGCCCAGGUGUGCUCCAUGGACUAGUGUGGGCGGCAGGCUCCUUCUGCCUCUGCCCUCCUGCCCUCUGUCUUCCCUCCCCUCCUUGGAGGUCCCCUGCAUCCCUCCCCCAAGGAACAGUAAGUGGGCUUGAGACUCCCAGGGGAGAGCCAUCGCCUGGCCCUGCCCUGCUCUUUACCACACCUCACCAUGACCCUCCUGCUGCUGCCCCUCUUGCUGGCCUCCCUUCUUCCCUCCAGCUCCUGUAACAAAGCCAACAAGCACAAGCCAUGGAUUGAGGCGGAAUACCAGGGCAUCGUCAUGGAGAAUGACAAUACGGUCCUGCUGAACCCACCACUCUUCGCCCUGGACAAGGACGCCCCCCUGCGCUAUGCAGGUGAGAUCUGUGGCUUCCGGAUCCAUGGAUCUGGGGUGCCUUUUGAGGCUGUGAUCCUGGACAAGGCAACAGGAGAAGGGCUGAUUCGGGCCAAGGAGCCAGUGGACUGCGAGGCCCAGAAGGAGCACACUUUCACCAUCCAGGCCUAUGACUGUGGCGAGGGCCCUGAUGGAGCCAACACCAAGAAGUCCCACAAGGCGACUGUUCAUGUGCGUGUCAAUGAUGUGAACGAGUUUGCCCCCGUGUUUGUGGAGCGGCUGUACCGAGCUGCAGUGACUGAGGGGAAGCUGUACGACCGCAUCCUGCGGGUGGAAGCCAUUGAUGGUGACUGCUCCCCCCAGUACAGCCAGAUCUGCUACUACGAGAUCCUCACGCCCAACACCCCCUUCCUCAUUGACAAUGAUGGGAACAUUGAGAACACAGAGAAGCUGCAGUACAGCGGUGAGAAGCUCUACAAGUUUACAGUGACAGCUUACGACUGUGGGAAGAAGCGGGCGGCAGAUGACGCCCAGGUGGAGAUCCAGGUGAAGCCCACCUGCAAACCCAGCUGGCAAGGCUGGAACAAAAGGAUUGAAUAUGCACCAGGCGCCGGGAGCUUGGCUUUGUUCCCUGGUAUCCGCCUGGAGACCUGCGACGAACCUCUCUGGAAUAUCCAGGCCACCAUAGAGCUGCAGACCAGCCAUGUGGCCAAAGGCUGCGACCGAGACAACUACUCCGAGCGGGCGUUGCGGAAACUCUGUGGUGCUGCCACUGGGGAGGUGGACCUGUUGCCCAUGCCUGGCCCCAAUGCCAACUGGACGGCAGGACUCUCGGUGCACUACAGCCAGGACAGCAGUCUUAUCUACUGGUUCAACGGCACCCAAGCUGUGCAGGUGCCCCUGAGUGGCAUGUCAGGGCUGGGCUCAGGGCCCCAGGACAACCUCAGUGACCACUUUACCCUGUCCUUCUGGAUGAAGCACGGUGUAACUCCCAAUAAGGGCAAGAAGGAAGAGGAAACAAUCGUGUGUAACACUGUCCAGAAUGAGGAUGGCUUCUCUCACUACUCACUGACGGUGCAUGGCUGCAGGAUUUCCUUCCUCUACUGGCCUCUGCUGGAGAGUGCUCGCCCAGUCAAGUUCCUCUGGAAGCUGGAGCAGGUCUGCGAUGACGAGUGGCACCACUAUGCUUUGAACCUUGAGUUCCCCACAGUCACACUCUAUGCUGAUGGCAUCUCCUUUGACCCUGCUCUCAUCCAUGACAAUGGUCUCAUCCACCCACCCCGAAAGGAGCCUGCUCUCAUGAUCGGGGCCUGCUGGACUGAGGAGAAGAACAAGGAGAAAGAAAAAGGUGGAGACAACAGUACGGAUGCCACACCAGGAGACCCCUUGCCGAUCCACCACUACUUUCAUGGCUACCUGGCUGGUUUCAGCGUGCGCUCAGGCCGCCUGGAGAGCCGUGAGGUCAUCGAGUGCCUCUAUGCAUGUCGGGAGGGGCUGGACUAUAGGGAUUUCGAGAGCCUGGGCAAAGGCAUGAAGGUCCACGUGAACCCCUCGCAGUCCCUGCUCACCCUGGAGGGGGAUGAUGUGGAGACCUUCAACCAUGCCCUGCAGCAUGUGGCUUACAUGAACACUCUGCGCUUUGCCACGCCUGGCGUCAGGCCCCUGCGCCUCACCACUGCCGUCAAGUGCUUCAGUGAAGAGUCUUGCGUCUCCAUCCCCGAAGUUGAGGGCUAUGUGGUUGUCCUCCAGCCCGAUGCCCCCCAGAUCCUGCUGAGUGGCACUGCUCACUUUGCCCGCCCAGCUGUGGACUUCGAGGGAUCCGAGGGGGUGGCUCUGUUCCCAGAUCUUCAAAUCACUUGCUCCAUUUCUCACCAGGUGGAGGCCAAAAAAGAUGAGAGUUGGCAGGGAACAGUGACAGAUACACGCAUGUCGGAUGAGAUUGUGCACAACCUGGACGGCUGUGAGAUUUCUCUGGUGGGGGAUGACCUAGACCCAGAGCGGGAAAGCCUGCUCUUGGACAUGGCAUCCUUGCAGCAGCGAGGGCUGGAGCUCACCAACACGUCUGCCUACAUCACCAUUGCUGGGGUGGAGAGCAUCACUGUGUAUGAAGAGAUCCUGAGGCAGGCUCAUUAUAGGCUGCGGCACGGAGCUGCCCUCUAUGCCAGGAAAUUCCGGCUUUCCUGCUCAGAAAUGAAUGGUCGUUACUCCAGCAAUGAAUUCAUCGUGGAGGUCAACGUCCUGCACAGCAUGAACCGGGUUGCCCACCCGAGCCACGUGCUCAGCUCCCAGCAGUUCCUGCACCGUGGCCACCUGCUUCCUCCUGAGAUGGCUGGACACAGCUUGGCCAGCUCCCACCGAAACUCCAUGGUCCCCAGCGCAGCGACUCUCAUCAUUGUGGUGUGUGUGGGCUUCCUGGUGCUCAUGGUCAUCCUGGGCCUGGUGAGAAUCCACUCCCUUCACCGCCGUGUCUCGGGGGCCAGUGGGCCCCCAGGGGCCUCCAGUGACCCCAAGGACCCCGACCUCUUCUGGGAUGACUCUGCUCUCACCAUCAUCGUGAACCCCAUGGAGUCCUACCAGAAUCGGCAAGCCUGUGUGGCGGGGACUGCCGGUGGCCAGCAGGAGGAUGAGGACAGCAGUGACUCAGAGGCAGCUGACUCACCCAGCAGUGAUGAGAGACGCAUCAUUGAGACCCCCCCACACCGCUACUAAGGCCUACACCCCUCCCUAAACAGAGAGAGAGAGAGAGAGAGAGCCAGAGAGAGAGAGGUAGAAUUCUGCCCUGGUGAGACAGAGACACUCUCAGAAAAGAGAGGAUGACAUUCUGAGAGAAGAGAGACUUGCGAGGGAGAGAGCUGGAGCCAUCCUUUAAUAUCAAAAUUCCAGUUGGCCCCACUGGAGUCUACCAUCCCCAUCCUCUCCCCCCCCUGCCCACCUUGCUCCCAUGCCUCUGGGCUCCCCCGCUACCCAGAGUGGAAGACUCUGGCUGCAUUUUCUGCCCUUUAGAGCAGCCUUCCCC
Messenger RNA from Pipistrellus kuhlii (Kuhl's pipistrelle), 3484 nucleotides. It is a transcript of the gene CLSTN3, whose product is annotated as calsyntenin 3. Lineage: Eukaryota; Metazoa; Chordata; Mammalia; Chiroptera; Vespertilionidae. Gene Ontology annotation, molecular function: calcium ion binding; amyloid-beta binding; kinesin binding. Bases 304 to 3177 code for a protein of 957 amino acids. Gene Ontology annotation, cellular component: postsynaptic membrane; cell surface. The record is from RefSeq and is a predicted model, not a curated record. Gene Ontology annotation, biological process: positive regulation of synaptic transmission; positive regulation of synapse assembly; homophilic cell-cell adhesion. The transcript has 18 exons.